Messenger RNA from Falco peregrinus (peregrine falcon), 2429 nucleotides. RefSeq names its product tubulin polyglutamylase complex subunit 2 (gene TPGS2). The coding region runs from base 287 to 1162 and encodes 291 amino acids. The transcript is spliced from 7 exons. The record is from RefSeq and is a predicted model, not a curated record. Gene Ontology annotation, biological process: protein polyglutamylation. NCBI's taxonomy places the organism in Eukaryota, Metazoa, Chordata, Aves, Falconiformes, Falconidae.
GCAGAGAUGCAUGCUGGGAGUCGUAGUGCCCCGAGCGCGGGCUGCGGCGGGCCGCGCGCCCGCGGAACUGCCGCUCCCGUCAGGCCGCCUCACGCCUCCCGCAGCCGGCUGUAGAACUACCGCUCCCGCCGCACCUCGGGGCGCAGCCGCGGCUACAGAGCGGGAGGAAGGACAAAAGGGGUAUCCCCGCCGCCCCCUGCCCCGCACACACGCACACGCCAUCAUAGGUCUCGCCUGAGUACCCUGUCGUUGCCAGUGAGGGGAGCCUGGCGGGGCCCUGCGGAGGAUGGAGGAGAAGCCCUCCGCCAGCAUCAAACCCCACCUGGACAAGCUCACCCUGGGGGUCACGCGGAUACUGGAGACUUCUCCAGGAGUUGCUGAGGUGACGUUUGUGGAAAAGGAGCCAGCUGAACGCCACACAAUCAUUUCAUGGGAGCAAAAAAACUCCUGCGUAUUACCAGAAGAUUUAAAGAACUUCUAUCUGAUGACUGAUGGCUUCCAGAUGACCUGGAGCGUGAAGACCGAUGAUACCCCAAUGCCCUUGGGCUCCAUGGUGAUUAAUAGUGUCUCAAAGCUAUGUCGGCUUGGGGGUUCGUCUAUGUACACUCUGCCUAAUGCACCAACUCUUGCUGACCUGGAAGAUGACACAGAUGAGGAAGGUAAUGGGGACAAACUGGAGAAGCCACACUUUGAUUCUCGUAGUCUUAUCUUUGAAUUAGACCCAUGCAAUGGGAAUGGCAAAGUUUGUCUUGUUUAUAAGCACGCUAAACCAGUUGUCUCCCCAGACACAGAGAUAUGGUUCCUGGACAGAGCUCUGUAUUGGCAUUUCCUCACCAAAACCUUCACAGCCUACUAUCGCCUGCUCAUUACCCACCUGGGUCUCCCACAGUGGCAGUAUGCCUUCACCAGCUAUGGGAUCAGCCCGCAGGCCAAGCAAUGGUUUAACAUGUAUAAACCCAUAACCAUCAACACAGCUCUCCUUUCUGAAGAAGCUGAUUCCUUUGUGAACAAGCUGGACCCCAAUAAGGUAUUUAAAAGCAAGAACAAAACAGCAGUGAUGAAAAAGAAACCACCCUCCCAGCCAGCAGGCUCCCAAAAGAGUCACACAAGCAUGACCUCCACCAAGACAUCCUCCCUAGCUGGAAAUUCUUCAAGGAAGUGACCCGAGAUCUGACCCUGGACAGCAUUUGCAAUAAGCUUUGGUGUUCUCUGAUGCAGAGUCUCAGUGGUUCAGACCAAGUUCCUUGUGCAUGAAGUUGUGCCCAUGGAAAACACAUUGCAGCAUUUGCAUGAAAUAUAGCCAUGAUGUACUUUGACAUGGGAGGGAUGUAGUUACUGGACACUGAGGAAAAACUUGAUACAAUUAUUUUAUUCCCUUCUACUACUUGCAGCAUGUUCUUUUCAGAGGGCAUGAAGAAGCCCUUGAUAUCACAGCUCUAUAGGGAACUUUUUUUCCUGUGCAACUGCAGCAGUGAAACGAAAGCAAAUGUAAUUCAUCGUUACUUUAAUAGACGCUUGCUGAAAUACAGUGUGAAGAUUUUUCUGCCAUCUCCUUUGAAAGAAACCUGUCCUGACCUUGCAUGCUCUGGGAGCAGGCAGGAACCCGCUGAACAAAGAAAUAUCCUCUGCUUCAGACAGAAUCAAACUCUGCACUUCCCUGUGCUCCUUCCAACUUCUGCUCUGAGAUUCACGUUACAAAGAGACCUGGGGUUCCAUGCCUCUGCAUUGGCCUAAUCGCUUGCUCUACAGCUCAGACCACUUUUUGGCCUUUGUGCAGUAUCUUCUCAGAUAGUGAUGUCUGUGUGAUCUCCUUCCCAAUAAACCUGAAGACAGCCAGAAGGUGCAAGAUCCCUCAUUGCCUCUGCUUUCUCUUCUUGUGGGAACUGCUAAGGCAGGGUGUGUCAGUGGUGUUAAGAAUCCUGUUAGCCAGGAGGACAUGUUAGUUUGUCACACAUACAUUUGCAAAGUUAACAAUUCAAACAUCCUUCUCAAUUGGGCACUAUCUGACAAGAGGCCACUGAGAUACUGUACACUUAGAAGCCCCUGAUGCUCUUUUCUGUACUGUAAGUUUUCAGAUUAGAACUGCACUUUAGUCUGCCCACUGCUGAGUUUCAGUUCAUCUGAUUAUUUCCUGUGCCAUUCUGUCAUCUUAGAUGUGCUGGAAACACAUGGUAGCGACCAACUCAUUUUGUGUCUAAGCAGGGAAAUCAAAGUCACCGUCUUCAAAUGAACAUUGAUUAUUUAAAUAGCAUCAUCUUUUAUUUAUGAAACAGUCACAUAAUUACAUAAGACAAACCUACCUCACAGGGAUGUUGUGAGGCUUUCAUGAGUAUUUGUGUGGCCUUCAGAAAGACAAAGCCACCCUGUAAGUGCUUAAUAGUAUUUUAAUAAAUAUGUUUUUAAUAAAUAUGUUAAUAACUUCCUCCAGA